CAAGGAACCGAGUGUCUGGCUCGUUGUUGUCAUAUAGAAAAUAUGUACGCAUACAUUUAAGCAUUUCUGGUAUUGUUUAUUUGCUAGGGUUUUUGGGCUUAGAGAAAAAAAAAAAGAAGAAGAUGAAAACAGGGGAAGAAGGAGAAGUGGUGGUCUCUCUUGAUCUUCUCAUGAAAAAAAUGGAUGAUUUUGCAAAGGACAGAGACUGGGAGAAGUUUCACAGCCCUAGGAACCUCCUCUUGGCUAUGGUGGGAGAAGUUGGAGAGUUAUCAGAGAUAUUCCAAUGGAAAGGUGAAGUGCCGAGAGGGCUUCCUGGUUGGAAAGAAGAAGAGAAAGUUCAUCUUGGGGAAGAGUUAUCAGAUGUGUUGCUGUAUCUGCUGAGGCUCUCAGAUGUUUGCGGCAUCGAUUUAGGCAAAGCUGCUCUGCGAAAACUGCAACGCAAUGCCAUUAAGCACCCCUCUGAACCACCAGCCAGCAAACAAGAACACCAGUGAUGGUGAACAACAAAUUUUGGCUUAAAGACUGACUUUUUAUGUCUUGGAAGGUGCUUAAGAACAGAUCAUUAGCAGUAGUAUCAAGUAUUAGUCUUGGGUUUUUAAUCGUUUCUGGUUUAUGUUUGUGUUUUUGGGGCUGAAAGAAAGAGGGUAAAGGAAGUGCCUUUUGUGUUUUUGUUGAAUAUGUGGUUUGGUGUUUUUGUGGGAUAAAGAACAUCCUUAAUAGAUGUCAGUUUUUGGAUGCUUUGUCUUAAUCUUUCUUUUUAUUUCUUUUAAUCAACUCUGUUAAAAUGAAAUUACAGUAGCUUUUUAUGA
Molecule: messenger RNA, 809 nt
Organism: Tarenaya hassleriana
Lineage: Eukaryota; Viridiplantae; Streptophyta; Magnoliopsida; Brassicales; Cleomaceae
Product: dCTP pyrophosphatase 1-like
Exons: 2
Coding region: 123-494 (123 amino acids)
Biological process (GO): nucleoside triphosphate catabolic process
Molecular function (GO): nucleoside triphosphate diphosphatase activity
Source: RefSeq, a predicted model, not a curated record